Molecule: messenger RNA, 1472 nt
Organism: Eublepharis macularius
Lineage: Eukaryota; Metazoa; Chordata; Lepidosauria; Squamata; Eublepharidae
Gene: SRD5A3
Product: steroid 5 alpha-reductase 3
Exons: 5
Coding region: 40-987 (315 amino acids)
Biological process (GO): dolichol-linked oligosaccharide biosynthetic process; polyprenol catabolic process
Cellular component (GO): endoplasmic reticulum
Molecular function (GO): 3-oxo-5-alpha-steroid 4-dehydrogenase activity
Source: RefSeq, a predicted model, not a curated record
GCUGCCCGCUGCUCGUCCUCCGCUGCGCUCCGGGGGGCGAUGCUGGCGAGGCUGUGGCUGGGGCUGGCGGGCGCUUUCCUGGCCGCGCUGCUGGCUCUGCCGCGGCUGCAGCCCCCGCCCGGGUCUCCCGCGCUCAGCCUGGCGGGGCUCUUCCAUGAUCUGCUCCGCUACGGGAAGACCAAGGGCGGUUGCGGGCAGCGGCCGGCCUGGCUGCGGCGCUGCGAUGUGCCCAAGAGAUGGUUCUAUCACUUCUAUGUUGUGGCUGUGAUCUGGAAUGGCAUCCUGCUCCUGUGGCUCACCCAAAGCCUUUUCUUCUCGUGGCCCUUCCCAGUUUGGUUUCAGGAUUUGCUCGGCAUUCUUGGUGAAGCAUCCCAGGACUGGAACGGAGGCACGUAUUUUUCUGAGAAUGGUGGUGAGUCCCUCUCUGCUUUUCUGGUUUGCCUUUUUGUCUGGCUGAACAGCUGUAGGCGACUCUGGGAAUGUCUUCGCAUCAGCGUGUUCUCCAGAGGAGUAAUUCACGUCAUACAGUAUUGCUUUGGACUCUCUUACUAUGUGCUGGUGGGUUUAACAGUGUUAAGUCAAGUGCCACCUGGUGUCCGGGAAGGGAGAGGUGGCAGGCCGACCAUCUGCUGGUGCCACGUCUUUGGACUCAUGAUGUUCAUUUGGGCCUCAGUUCAUCAGCAGAGGUGUCAUGUUAUCCUAGCCAAUCUGAGGAAAAAUAAAUCAGGAGAGGUGGUGAAUCUGGACCAUCGCAUUCCUUUUGGCGACUGGUUUGAAAUGGUGUCGUGUCCGCACUACUUUGCUGAACUCCUAAUAUACAUAUCAAUGGCCAUUACAUUUGGAUUGAACAAUUUAACCUGGUGGCUUGUGGUGAUCUACGUGCUCUUUAACCAGGCCGUCAGUGCUGUGUUGUGCCAUGAAUUCUACCUGAGCUACUUCAAGCACUAUCCAAAGCAUCGGAAAGCGUACAUUCCCUUUCUCUUUUAAGCUAUUCACUUUAAGAAACUUAAUUCCAACUUUGACAUCUCAUUUGGAAAGAACAGCCGAGGUCUUUGGGAAUCAUGGUUAUUAUGAACCAAGGAUUUGGCUGAAACUGAGUCGAUACGGAUGAUUUUGAAAUGUACAUGUGGUUCCGAAAUGGCCUUGGUAAUUUGCCUUUGUGGUCACAACUAAAGAAUAUGAAAGCAUUAUUUGUGAAGUUAAAGAGGACUUCCGCAGUGUGCUUGAAUCCUGAAGGGUUUCUACCUUGCAGCCUAGUUGAACAUGAGCAACUUGAUUAGCUUGGAAUAGCAGGAACAACCCGUAACUGGGCCUGAUUCUGUUCAGAAGUAACUACAUGAAGCAGAAUGGAGAUACAGCAUGCACUUCUAUCCCUUCAGUAAUGAAUUGAGAAAUCAGCACUUAAGUUUCAUGGGUCAACAAGCUCCACUAAAAAGCAUUGUGUCUAAGGCAAGAUUAAAGUUUGGUCUGUG